GAUCAAUGUGACACCUAGCGGAACUAACCAGCUGAGUCUCAGUAGUGGGCGGGUUAUCUGUGGUAUUUAAUGUUUGUGUCUGUUUGAAGCAACGAUGGGGUCAGUUCAUUAUUUGAGACAAUUUGUUAAUGAGCGACUUACCGCUGCCGCGGACGAAAUACUUGGUGUUUUUGAAAGGACUAUCGUCGAGUACCAGGAGAAGCUUGAUCGCCAGCGGCGGCUGGUGGAUGUCCUCUUGAAACCCCAAAUCAAAGUGUGCAGGAUAGAGCUCCAACAUGAAGAGGAUGAGGAGGAUUUGAGUGAGCAGAGGCUUUAUAAACAAGAGAACUUCAGUCUGAACCAAGAAGAUGUUAUUUCUAGAGAGUACACAGCAGCAACAGUACCUGCAGAGCUCCAACAUGAAGAGGAUGAGGAGGAUUUGAGUGAGCAGAUGCUUUAUAAACAAGAGAACUUCAGUCUGGACCAAGAAGAUGAUGUUAUUUCUAGAGAGUACACAGCAGCAACAGUACCUGCAGAGCUCCAACAUGAAGAGGAUGAGGAGGAUUUGAGGGAGCGGAGGCUUUAUAAACAAGAGAACUUCAGUCUGGACCAAGAAGAUGAUGUUAUUUCUAGAGAGUACACAGCAGCAACAGAGCUCCAAGAUGUGGACCAGCAGCAGCUUUGUUGGCAGGAGCGGAACUCCCUUCUGGACCAAGAGGAGCCAGAAACACCCCAGAUUAAAGAGGAACCCUGCAGCAGUCACGAAGAAGAGUUUCAAGAUACUUUUUUAUCCCUUCCUAUUAGUGGAGAAAACUACAAGACGGAGGAGCUAAACGAAAGUCGGUUGGAGGAUCAGACUGACUGCUUUGCAGCCUUAGAAGCAAGCAAUGACAAGGUAGAGGGUGACACCAACAGCAAGGUGUUCAAAUGUGACUACUGCGGGAAAGCUUUCACUUUCAGUUGCAAACUGAAGCGACACAUGCUGAGCCACACCGGAGUGAAACCUUACUCCUGCAAGACAUGCGGGAAGACAUUCAGCCAGCGCUCCAAUCUGAAAAGACACUCCAUGAUCCACACGGACGAGAAGCCGUAUUCCUGCAAGAUGUGCGGGAAGCAGUUCAGGAACGCGCACGAGGUGAGCACGCACGUCAGGACUCACACGGGCGAGAAGCCGUAUCCUUGCGACACCUGCGGGAGGAGCUUCAUUCAGCUGUCCAUCCUCAAAAGACACGCCAUGGUCCACACGGGAGAGAAGCCCUUUCUCUGCAACACCUGCGGGAGAGGUUUUAGCCACCCGUCCGUGCUGAAAAGGCACGCCAUGGUCCACACGGGGGAGAAGCCGUACUUCUGCAACAUCUGCGGGACAAGAUUCCGAGCGAGCAGUACCUUGGCCAAACACAGGAGGGUGCACGUGGGAGAGAAACCACACCUCUGCCCCUCACAGGACAAUUACGUUGGGGAGAGUCAUUAGCCUUGAAGAGACUCACCCCACAUUUCCACAGGAUGCUUCGCCGCUGCGGUGCGUAAUCGCCAAGGCGACGGACUGUUUCCGUUUUUAUUCAAGUCAAUGUGUCUGUUUCCACUGCCUGCGAAACGGCAACGACAUGGAUCCCUGCGCUAAAUAUACGCAGAGCUUCUAAUUUUGCCGGUCGGAUCAAUUCAGCUGAAAUCUGCUUGUGUUGGACAGGAAGUCAAAUGCAAAAUACUUUCAAAAUAAAAUAGUCUGUAUUCAAGGCAGCUGGUAUUUUACACUUUGAAAUGUGCUAAUGGGCUGGUGUAUAUGAUGUUAUGUUGUGUUGUUGCUUGCUACAAAAAAAAUAAAGUGGUCGUUCUUCAAGGCAAAA
This is a messenger RNA of Entelurus aequoreus (snake pipefish), 1823 nucleotides long. RefSeq names its product zinc finger protein 771-like. NCBI's taxonomy places the organism in Eukaryota, Metazoa, Chordata, Actinopteri, Syngnathiformes, Syngnathidae. The record is from RefSeq and is a predicted model, not a curated record. Bases 95 to 1450 code for a protein of 451 amino acids. The transcript is spliced from 5 exons. Gene Ontology annotation, molecular function: DNA-binding transcription factor activity, RNA polymerase II-specific; RNA polymerase II cis-regulatory region sequence-specific DNA binding. Gene Ontology annotation, biological process: regulation of DNA-templated transcription.